UUCAUUUUAAAAUUAUCAGGGUCAAAGUUCGAUUCAUGAAAAUAGUAUAUAAUACAGGGAGAUGAGUUCAUUUGAAAGGAUACAUCUGCUGUUGCAUCCAAGUGUAAGAACACAACAGAGGAGAAAAAAGUACUGCUUCAUGGCAGUACAAACACUACGUAACAUCCCAGCUGUGCUGGGAAUUCUCGCACUAUGUUUCACUUUGGGGGCAAGUUUCCCAAAGCCCAAGGGAAGAUCAUCGCCCUGUGAAGCAGGGGUGGACUACUACGGAGACUCCACUGACUGCAAUGCAUAUUACCAAUGCGUAUCAGGGUACGAAAUACUAUUACAUUGUCAACCGGGACUUCACUGGAAUAGCAAAAUCAAUGCAUGCGACUGGCCAGAAAGUGCGAGCUGCAUUGCCGAAUUAAACAAGGGUGAGGACGAAGACGUGGCAACAGAUGUAGCUCCCACGGAAGACGACAGCAACGAAGGCGACGCACCAUCAGAGGGCGAAAGUGAAGAAAGCACUUCAGGAUCAGACGAGAGCGAGAGUGAAGAAAGCACUCCAGCACCCGAGAGCGAGAGAGAAGAAAGCACUUCAGCGCCAGAGGACAGUGAAGAAAGUGAGAGUGAAGAAAGCACUUCAGCGCCAGAGGACAGUGAAGAAAGUGAGAGUGAAGAAAGCACUUCAGCGCCAGAGGACAGUGAAGAAAGUGAGAGUGAAGAAAGCACUUCAGCGCCAGAGGACAGUGAAGAAAGUGAGAGUGAAGAAAGCACUUCAAGUGAAGAAAGCACCCCAGCACCAGAGGACAGCGAAGAAACCACUUCAGCACCAGAGGAGAGUGAAGAAAGCGAGAGCGAAGAAAGCACUCCAGCACCAGAGGAGAGUGAAGAAAACGAGAGUGAAGAAAGCACUUCAGCACCCGAGAGCGAGAGUGAAGAAAGCAAUAGUAGUGAGGAAUAAAUGCAGUUGAAUAUGUUUCUUGCGCAUAAGUUUUGCAAUAUAAUGUUAAUUAAUGAUGAUAAAUAUUUAG
Messenger RNA from Zootermopsis nevadensis, 1016 nucleotides. Lineage: Eukaryota; Metazoa; Arthropoda; Insecta; Blattodea; Termopsidae. The record is from RefSeq and is a predicted model, not a curated record.